Oncorhynchus nerka (sockeye salmon) is the source of this 2649-nucleotide messenger RNA. RefSeq names its product piggyBac transposable element-derived protein 4-like. The record is from RefSeq and is a predicted model, not a curated record. NCBI's taxonomy places the organism in Eukaryota, Metazoa, Chordata, Actinopteri, Salmoniformes, Salmonidae. The transcript is spliced from 7 exons. Gene Ontology annotation, molecular function: zinc ion binding. The coding region runs from base 1 to 2649 and encodes 882 amino acids.
AUGGCCGUGGGGGAACUCUCACCCUAUAAAGAGCGACCCAGGCCCUGUGUUUCCAGGGCUCCCGCUCUGCGCUGGCGGGUCAGAGCGACCGUGCCAGCCACUGGCGAGGCGUGUGCCUUUGAGCGUAGUAGAGAGUCUGCGAGUGUGGCGAGGCUGUGCCCGGCUCCCCGCUCUGCUCUCUGCUCUCUUCGCUCUGCGCUCAGAGCGACCCUGCCAGCCACUGACGAGGCAUGUGCCGUCGAGCGUAGUAGAGAGUCUGCGAGUGUGGCGAGGUUGUGCCCGGCUCCCCGCUCUGUGCUCUGUGCUCUGGGCUCGCCGCUCUGCGCUCUUGGAGCGACCCAGGCCCUGUGUUUCCAGGGCUGGCGCUCUGCGCUCCUGAGUCAGAGCGACCCUGUCAGCCACUGGCGAGGCAGCGACUCAGCCAGCCGCUACACAGGUCCGGACGUGCCUUGCUGUGUGCUAGAGAGCAGCCGAGUGUUAGAGUUGCGCUCGUGGCUCAGAGCGACCCUGCCAGCCACUGGCGAGGCGUAUGCCGUUGAGCGUAGUAGAGUGUCUGCGAGUGUGCCGAGGCUGUGCCCGGCUCCCCGCUCUGCACUCGGUGGACCCAGCCAGCCCCUGCCGAGUAGCGACCCAGCCAGCCGCUGCACAGGUCCGGACGUGCUCCGCUGUGUGCUAGAGAGCAACCGGGUGUUCUUGUUGGCUUUGCGCUCUGCGCUCUGCGAGUCAGAGCGACCCAGCAAGCCGCUGCACAGUGGAGCCGAGCGGCCAUGGGCCGAGCGGCGUUUUACGGUCGCGCAGGUUCUAGAACAGAUCUUGUCCAGCGUGGACCAAGAAGACUACUCGGAUUGCCAGGAGGAGGAGGAGGAGGAAGAGGUUUCGGAAGACGAAGACGGGGAGGAAUACAACCCCGAGCGCCGCGAGGUCGACGAUGCCUCUUCUCCCUCUUCUGAGGAAGAGCAGCCCGAGGAAGAGCCGCCCGAGGACGAGCACGAGGACGAGCACGAGGACCGCGGCGAGGAAGAGAUCUCCUCGGUCCCGUACCAACGGGAGCCGCCGUUGCUGUCGAAAAACGGCAAAAUCGAGUGGUCCCCCGUGGCCUACGGCCGCCACUGCGGGCCCCUCGCGAUCUGCCACGCCGGGCCGGACCAGACUCCGGGCCCCACGGCCUAUGCCGCGACACAGGCCCGCGACAUCGCGUCCGGCUUCCACCUGUUUGUCACACCAGCGAUAGAAAGGAUAAUUGUGGAAAUGACGAACCUGCACGGGGCCAGAAAAUACGGCGAUGGCUGGCGACCCAUGGACGCCACGGACCUGCGCGCCUACGUAGGGCUGCUGAUCCUAGCGGGCGUCUACAGGUCCCGGGGCGAGGCCGCCACAAGCCUGUGGGACGCCGAGAGCGGCAGGACCGUGUUCCGAGCCACCAUGCCGCUCAAGGUCUUUCACAGGUACUCGAGGCUGCUGCGUUUCGACGACCGCCAGUCGAGACCCGCCAGACUCGCCACGGACAAACUCGCAGCCAUACGGGAGGUCUGGGACCUGUGGGAGGCGCGGCUGCCGGCCCUCUACAACCCGGGGCCCGACGUGACGGUGGACGAGCAACUGGUCCCGUUCAGAGGCCACUGUCCUUUCCGUCAGUACAUCCCCAGCAAGCCGGCCAAAUACGGCAUCAAGUCGUGGGUGGCCUGCGACGCCAAGUCCAGCUACGCUUGGAAGAUGCAAGUGUACACCGGCAAGGCGGCCGGCGGAGGCCCCGAGAAGAACCAGGGGAUGCGCGUCGUCCUCGAUCUGACAACGGGCCUGAGCGGUCGCAACGUCACCUGCGACAACUUCUUCACCUCCUAUGACCUGGGCCAGCGGCUCCUCGAGAGGAACCUCACCAUGGUGGGCACGGUGAGAAAGAACAAGGCCGAGCUCCCGCCCGCGCUGCUCGAGUCCAGGGGUAGACAGGUCCUGUCCUCCAGGUUCGCCUUCACGCCCACCGCCACUCUGGUGUCCUACCUGGCAAAGGAAAACAAGAACGUGCUACUUUUGAGCACGCUGCACACAGAGGGCCACAUUAGCGAUCGCCGCGACAGGAAGCCGGCCCUCAUCCUAGACUACAACUGCAACAAGGGCGGCGUGGACAACCUAGACAAGGUGGUCGGCACCUACAGCUGCAGACGGAUGACUGCCCGCUGGCCCCUGGUCGUCUUCCACAACAUCCUCGACGUGUCCUCCUACAACGCCUUUGUCAUAUGGCGAGAGAUCAAGCCUGACUGGAUGCCUGGCAAGCGGAACAAGCGCAGGGUGUUCCUCGAGCAGCUGGGAAAGGCACUCGUGAAGCCGCUGAUCCAAAGAAGGCAGUAUCUGCCCCGCACCGAAGCGGCGUCAGCGCUUGUCAAAGUCCUACAGAGUGCUACGGCGGCGGUGGCGGCGGCGCCUCGUGAUCAACAGCGCGAGGGCCCCGCCGCUGGCACGGCCACUGCCCCACUCGUUGCCCCGGCCACAGGGGCAAGUAAGAGGAAGAGGUGUCAGCUCUGCCCACCCAAGAAGGACUCCAAGACACACACGGUGUGCUGCAGGUGUAAGAAAUACAUCUGCAAAGGCUGUUCACACGCCUACUAUCACACUUGCGCACAUUGGGCCUUUAGCCAGGACGGGACAGGGUGA